AUAUUUGCAGUUUUGCCACUUUUGUAGGGGGACCUUUGUUCCUAACCCCAGUGAAUGUAGUGUUUGCUACUAUCCACAGUUUCAGGGAUCCACUGGGGGGCUUGGAACUUGCCCUGCAAAUAUGGGGGUCCUGCUGUACUUUUUUCUCUUAAAAAGCUUUGCACUCUUGUGUCCAGUGUAAGUGAAAGUCUAGAUCAGAAUAGUUUGAUUUUGACACUAGCAGCCUCAAGAUGACUUAGAAUGAAAUGCUGACCAGUCGUUAACUGUUACUAUUGUUCUCACAGCACCUAACUGAGCAGUAUAUAAAGCUGAUUAUUAGAGAGGAAAAUCGAAAUUUCUUUGUGGAAGGAAGAAUGUGAGUAGGGGAAUGCUUUUAAUAGGAAGUACUAUAGGAUUUGUCAAGUGUAAUGCAGUGUUAACAACUUAGAUACCCACAGAUAUGUCAGUUUUACUCUGUGUUAAAAAGUGAGCAGUUAAUAAACUUCAUUGAAUGCACAAUAGAAUGUGUACGUUGAAAGUAAGCUUUCUUUCACAUGGCCCAAAGAAUCUGUAAUAUAUUCCUUGGCAGCCUAGGCAACUCUCUCAUUUUCAGUGAAAUGUCUCUAGUGGCUUCCAAGUCUCCUGGUCUGCAUAAAUAGGAGCAGUGCUGGAGUUCAGUAUAAACAAGGAACCUAUACCAGUCCCUGCACACUGGCUGCAUUGUGGGCAGAUUGCUCAAAGAGGCCUUUCCUGGAGUGACAUAGUCAUAAAAACACUCCAUCUUAACACAGGAACCUGACAGAUAUUGAAAUAUAUCUGUUGUAAAAUUCUGGUUCAGAAAGUAGCAAAAAAGCUUGCUUUUUUAAAUGAUGUAUGAAAAAUAUUUAAAGUACUGCUCUGGAAAAGUAGCAGAGAACCUGAGCUGAAUGCAUGGAAAAAUUGUUAACAGCCAUAACCUUAGGAGAUUUUCUUGCUGAGUUCAGGCAGCUUUUUCUGUUAGUGUUUGCUGACAUGAAUUAUAUCUGGUACAUUUUACCAGAAAGGAAAAGUGGAGGCAGGGAGAGGCUCGAAUAUGGAACUCCUUUACAGCAGGGAUUUGGGUGUCCCCCACACUCUCGUAAUUUAGGUGCCAAUUGAUGACAUACUUAUUUGGGCAGAUUUGUGAGUUAUAGGCAUGGAACUGUUUUUUUGUUUUAUUGAUUGAGUUGGUGGUUUUAUUGCACUUUAUUUGUGAUCUCAGAAUCAAGAUUUUAGAAUCAUGAUUUUAAUGUUGUUUAUCUGGAAUAUUUUAGUGUUUGUUUGUUUGUUUGUUUGUGGUGUUAGCCACCCCAGGCUCUUUGGGCAUAAGGGCAGGAUAUAAAUAAAAUGAACAAGCAGUCAAAUGUAUCUGGGUCUCCCUAACAGACCUGUGAAAUAUCAGCCACAUUCCAGAGUUGUCCAGACUUAUUUUCACAAAUCUGAUUUGGGUACCUAUCUCUGGGAGACGAGAGCUGAGAGUUUCAGCCUUGGUUGCUUUCAAAAAUGUACAAAAUAUAUAUGGGUGUAGAUGUGUAGUAUGUCAUAUCUUGCUUGAGCUUUAAAUAUAAAAUGAUAUGGGCUUUUCUUUUUAAAAGAGGAGUGCAAAUAAAUCAUAACUGGGCAUUUUGACCAAUUAAAAUUAUUUGGUCGGUUGACCAGACAACUCUUAUAGUCAUAAAUCACUAGCUUCACUAGACAAACCAAAAAGGUAUUCAUCAACGGCUUUAAUAUGUAUGCUGAUUACAAAACAAAUUAGGUAAUUAUUGAGUGGUUAAUAGUUUUUUGGUUAAAAAAACAUAAGAAGUAAACUUCUAUCUUGUUUGGCAUUCUUAACUUCAUGGAAUAUUUAAUCACAAUCAGAUAAUUGGUGAUCAAGUGACAGUAUUUGAUAGGUCAUUUGAUGAGGGUGCCAACCCUAUGGCAAAUUUUAUAUUAAUUUGCAUCUUCACUGGUGACAGCCUUAGUAUCAACUAGAAUUGUCACGACUCUUUCUUAAUUGUUGAAUUUGAUGGUGCCAUUUUAAAGAUUGUUACAUACACAAGAUAUUUCCUUUGAGAACACACGUGCACAUACACACACGAAACCACUCUUCAGUGACAAGGGCUUGUUGGAAAAUGUUUUAUAAUUACACUCUGAUUUGAUUAUAUUAAUUUUUGAACAUGGUAGUAAGGUAAGGCAAUGGCAUUUCAUUCUUCUUUUCACUACUGUUACCCAACAGGAAUCUUUGCUUAUCUGAACUACCGAGUGCCUCGGACCAGGAAGGAGAUAUUUGAAACUCUAAUAAAAGGUCUACAGAGACUAGAAUACAGGGGAUAUGACUCUGCAGGUGUUGCAGUUGAUGGAAAUAAUAAUGAAGAUAAGGAAAGGUACAUCAAAUUAGUAAAGAAAAGAGGAAAAGUUAAAGCUCUCGAUGAGGAACUGCAAAAACAAGAUGGUUUGGACUUGAAGGCAGAUUUUGAGACACAUUUUGGCAUCGCUCAUACUCGCUGGGCAACUCAUGGAGCACCAAAUGCAGUGAACAGUCACCCCCAAAGAUCAGAUAAAAGUAAUGAAUUUGUUGUUAUCCAUAAUGGGAUCAUUACAAAUUACAAAGACCUGAGGAAAUUUCUGGAGACCAAAGGUUAUGAGUUUGAAUCUGAAACAGAUACUGAAACCAUUCCAAAGUUGAUCAAAUAUAUGUAUGACAACAGAGAAACAGAAGAUGUGAGCUUUUCAGCUUUGGUUGAGCGAGUCAUUCAUCAGCUGGAAGGUGCUUUUGCAUUGGUUUUCAAAAGUAUCCACUACCCAGGAGAAGCUAUUGCUACCAGGAGGGGGAGUCCUCUACUUAUUGGAGUUCGUAGCACAUCUAAGCUUUCCACUGAACAAAUCCCCAUCUUAUACAGAACGUGCAACAUUGAAAAUGUAAAGAAUAUAUGCAAAACACAAAUGAAAAGAUUGGAUAGUUCCACCUGCCUUCAUGCUGUUGGAGAUAAAGCAGUUGAAUUUUUCUUUGCGUCAGAUGCAAGUGCCAUAAUUGAGCACACCAACAGAGUCAUUUUUCUCGAAGAUGAUGACAUUGCAGCUGUAGCUGAAGGGAAGCUUUCAAUUCAUCGGUUAGAACGUUGUGCCAGUGAUGACCCAUCCCGAGCCAUACAGACUUUGCAAAUGGAACUGCAGCAAAUCAUGAAAGGGAAUUUCAGUGCUUUCAUGCAGAAGGAAAUAUUUGAACAACCAGAGUCUGUUUUCAAUACCAUGAGGGGAAGGGUGAACUUUGAGAGCAACACAGUUCUUUUAGGUGGCUUAAAGGAUCACUUGAAAGAAAUUAGAAGAUGCAGACGACUAAUAAUUAUUGGCUGUGGAACCAGUUAUCAUGCAGCAGUGGCUACACGUCAAGUAUUAGAAGAACUGACUGAGCUGCCUGUGAUGGUGGAACUUGCUAGUGAUUUUCUGGAUCGGAAUACUCCUGUAUUUCGAGAUGAUGUGUGCUUUUUUAUCAGCCAGUCAGGAGAAACUGCUGAUACACUGAUGGCCUUGCGGUACUGCAAAGAUCGCCGGGCAUUGACAGUUGGAAUUACAAACACUGUUGGAAGUUCAAUAUCCAGGGACACUGACUGUGGUGUGCAUAUCAAUGCAGGCCCUGAGAUUGGGGUGGCGAGCACAAAGGCUUACACAAGUCAGUUUAUUUCUCUUGUGAUGUUUGGUUUGAUGAUGUCUGAAGACAGAAUUUCCUUGCAAAGCAGGAGACAGGAGAUCAUGAAUGGACUGAAGUCACUACCUGAGAUGAUUAAAGAAGUACUGUCCUUGGAUGAGAAAAUACGUGAUUUGGCACUUGAACUAUAUAAACAGCGAUCGCUUUUGGUCAUGGCUCGUGGCUACAACUAUGCCACUUGCUUGGAAGGUGCAUUGAAAAUCAAGGAGAUUACAUAUAUGCAUUCGGAAGGCAUCCUGGCUGGAGAACUGAAGCAUGGACCAUUGGCUCUUAUAGAUAAACAAAUGCCAGUUAUUAUGAUCAUUAUGAAAGACCCCUGCUACACAAAGUGCCAGAAUGCGCUACAGCAGGUCACUGCCCGCCAGGGACGUCCUAUUAUUUUAUGUUCUAGAGAAGAUACUGAGAGUUCUAAAUUUGCCUACAAAACUAUAGAAUUGCCACAGACAGUGGACUGCCUGCAAGGAGUUUUGAGUGUUAUUCCUUUACAGUUGCUUUCAUUCCACCUGGCUGUUCUCAGAGGAUAUGAUGUGGAUUUUCCAAGAAAUCUGGCCAAAUCCGUGACUGUGGAAUAAGCCUUGUGCCAGAGAAUGAGCAUUCCCAGUAAUCCUAAAUUGUGUUUCUGUUAAUAACUAUUCAACCACCUGUUUUCAUUACUUUGACUUCAAUGGGAUUUUGAUACUGGAAACCUUGAGUCAAUGCUGUGACUGGAAAGCAUUUGGAAGCGUGGUGUUGUUCUCUAAAGAUCUGUUUAAUGUGCCUUAAAUAUUUGUUAUAUGCCUUGCACCUAAGUGCUCUUGCUUACAGCAUAUAGCAUAAUUGAAAUGACAAAAUUGCCAAAGAAUGGAAGAAAAAAAUUGUUUACAUAUAGUUAAUGAACAGUGUUUUUAACAACUGUGCAAUAUAUGUAUAUAGCUUUUUUUCCUGAAUUACUGUGAAUAAAUCAACACUAUACAUGCAGCCCAAUUCUAUACAUGUUAACUCAGCUGUAAGUCCCUCUGAAAUCAGUAGGAUUUACUUCCAGGUACCCCUGUAUAGAAUUGCUGCCUUACUUUUAAAUACAAAGUAUUUAUAUAUGCAUCAGUGUAUAGUACAUAAGUUAUUUUUAGUGUACUGGUUGCUUGUAGUAGUAAUAAUACCCAGGAUUUAAUGGGGUUCAUUAAGAUUUUACAAAUUGUAUAUAAACUCUUUUACUCGUU
Varanus komodoensis (Komodo dragon) is the source of this 4881-nucleotide messenger RNA. It is a transcript of the gene GFPT2, whose product is annotated as glutamine-fructose-6-phosphate transaminase 2. Gene Ontology annotation, biological process: fructose 6-phosphate metabolic process; carbohydrate derivative biosynthetic process; UDP-N-acetylglucosamine metabolic process. The record is from RefSeq and is a predicted model, not a curated record. Gene Ontology annotation, molecular function: L-glutamine:D-fructose-6-phosphate transaminase (isomerizing) activity; carbohydrate derivative binding. The coding region runs from base 2176 to 4257 and encodes 693 amino acids. Lineage: Eukaryota; Metazoa; Chordata; Lepidosauria; Squamata; Varanidae. The transcript has 18 exons.